Molecule: messenger RNA, 1178 nt
Organism: Phaeodactylum tricornutum CCAP 1055/1
Lineage: Eukaryota; Bacillariophyta; Bacillariophyceae; Surirellales; Neidiaceae
Exons: 1
Coding region: 114-1178 (354 amino acids)
Source: RefSeq, a predicted model, not a curated record
CUCGUACUAGAGUUGAGCCGACGCUAUUUACUCUUUUCAGUUAGUCGUAGGAUAACUUCCCGAUUGAUGCCAUUCAUUGGUUCGCUCUUGUUUUCGCUCAUCAAUCACAAACCAUGGCAGGACUUGAAUCUAUUGCUCUUGCUGUAGCUCAGCUUGAGCGCGCAAGCGCACGCGAAGACACUGUAAGCCGUGGUGCCGUAUCGCCACAGGAUGGCGCCAUUGAAGGACCAUCGCACCUAUCUUCUUUCGGAAGCCAGCCUCCCACUCUGCCUUCGCGGUCGGCGUUUAUGCCAGCUUCGCGAAUUGUAUCUACUGAUUUUUCGCAAUUUGCUUCUCCACACGGCUUUACCUUUCACGCACCAGUAUUGCCGACGCCUCAACCACAAAAUUCCUCAUCUGAAGGUGGCCGCACUCCAGACGCUUCUUCGCCGACCGAACUGUCGGAAUCCUCCAUCGCUGUUGCUCAGAGUGCGAUGGAUAACCUCAUGUCAGUAAUGGGAUUAGCCGAAAGGUCAACUUCUUCAUUAAUCAAGUCCCCAACUGAUCCAAUCGAGAAGGUAUUACUGAACGAUGUGCUGUUGGGACGAGGCGGGGAAACCAACCAUCAUUCGGGAAACGUGUUUUACCGUCACCUCGUCAAGGCCUGCCAGCCGGCCUAUAUAUCUGCCAAGCGUCGAAACAAGCCUCGCAUUGCCGAGAGUAUCGUGUACACGGUUCGCCAGCUCGGCGGGCGUUUCAUCAAGAAAGGUACCGGAGACAACGUCUGGGUAGAUGUUGGCAACACCAAGGCCCGCGAAAAGACUUCGCAAGCUCUUCGAGAAGGCGCACCUGACUUGCGCAACGGCAGUCCCAUUAAGGGCGCCGAAGAAAAAACUGAGGAAGGCUGUGGACCCGGCCUGGUGCUAGUCGAAACCGCCCAGCCUGAGCUAAACUCUCCAACGAAGAAGCGCCGAACAAGUUUGGAUGCGCUAGCCCGUGCCGCUGCGAGCACGACCCCAGGAAUGGAUAACAAUUGUGACUUACUGUUAAUGACUCGAUCACCCGACUCUUCCAUGAAUAUUACGGCGAGCGUAUCGGGAGACGAAGAAUCUUCGAAGCAGUCUAAAAGGUCCAAUUCGUCGCUUGGACCUCGUAUCAAGCUUUUGAAGCGGCGUUUGGAAAACGAUAAUGGGCUUUGA